This is a messenger RNA of Zingiber officinale, 1113 nucleotides long. RefSeq lists its product as uncharacterized. Lineage: Eukaryota; Viridiplantae; Streptophyta; Magnoliopsida; Zingiberales; Zingiberaceae. The record is from RefSeq and is a predicted model, not a curated record. The coding region runs from base 439 to 771 and encodes 110 amino acids. The transcript has 5 exons.
UGUAUUUGGCAAGGAAUAAAGGGUAAAGCAGGCAGGAAUUCGCCGCCGCUUCUCCUCUCCAUUUUGUUCCAGGGAUAUCGUCGUUUCUCUUCCUCAUCUUCUCCAUCGAUUCCGCGACGAAGAGCUAACAUCGUCGUUGCUACCACAGAUUGCUUCCAUGGCGUCAAUUUGGUGGGUGUAGGUGUUCGUAGGUUGGGCGAUCUUUGGGUCGAUGCUAGAUCUGGACGCAGACGCUGGAUAGAUGCCACUCUGCAGAUCCUUCUUCACUUGGAUUGGCCAGCUUCUCGCCUGCAUGGGAGCAGAGGUUGUUUUGGAUGUUGUACUAAGCCCACACCAAUUAUUGCUGUGGAUGAGCCAUCAAAAAGUUUGAAAAUCCAAGGUCAGACAGUUAGAAAACCUAACUUUUCUGAAGAUUUUUGGAGUACGAGCACUUAUGAGAUGGAAAAUAGCGGAGUUCAAUCACAGAGGAGUGUUUCUUCAAUCAGCACAUCAGCGCAACCCUUUGACCACCAUGGUGGAGCAGGAAGCACGAGCAACCCUUCAGAAUUUGUGAAUCAUGGUCUUCUUCUAUGGGCUCAAACCAGACAGCAUUGGACUGGAAAUAAAAAGUCAGAGAUGCAGCCACAGCAACUCCGAGAACCAAGAUUAAGUUGGAAUGCAACAUAUGAAAGUUUACUUGGAAGCAAUAAGCCAUUUCCACAACCCAUUCCCCUAUCAGAAAUGGUAGAUUUUCUCGUGGACAUCUGGGAGCAAGAGGGAUUAUAUGACUAAGCCUGAGAUGUUUCUAUUAAAUGCUAUUGUGAUUUGUGGGGUAAAAAUAGGAAUGGUUUGCCGUUGAACCACUGACUAUCCAAGAGUUAAAGGUGGUGUGUUCAAGUAUUUCAAACAGGAACGUUACAGUCAUGAUAAAUAUUGCUCAUGAUGUAGUGCUUGCAUAAUUGAAUAUACUUGAGAACUGUGUGGCAACUGCCUCGACAUGUGAUUGCUGAUGUUAGACCUCAGAUGUAAUUUUUGUUUCUAUAGAUGGAUUCACUCUUCAACGUCUACGUAAAUCAAUAUUAAUGUAGCCACUCUAGUAAGGUGCUGAAUGUUUAUUUCUGAAUGUUUAUUUUA